AUGAACGAUCAGUCUCAGAUGAUGAAUCAAUCGAAAAUGGCGAAUCAGUCGCAGAUGAUGAGUAUCGGACAGCCGUUGCCGCCUGUGAUGAGUCAGCCACAGCAGGUAAUGAAUAACCAGAACCCUCAGAUGUUUGUGAACCAGUUGAUGAAUCCUUCGCAAAUGAUGGUGAAUCAAUCGUUGAACCACCGUGGUGGUGGUGGUGGCUAUGGCAUGUGGCCUCCGCCACAAGUGGAUCAACUCAAGUUCCAAAACCUUAACAUGAAGCCUUCUGGACUUCCUUCGUCUUCAUUGAAGUCUAUGGGACCAAGAAACAACAAGAAUUGGAAAGGGAAGAAAGGAAAUGACAAAUGGAUGAAUAACAACAACAACCGGAAGGAAUUACCGGUGAUGGGCGGAGGUGGUAGUCUUAUCAACAACACCGGCGGCGGUGGGGCUGGAUAUAACCCCCCUACGCUUAACGAACUACAACAACAGAAUCGUUUGAAAGCUAGAAGAUACUUCCCGAAGAAGAAGUUCAAUCAUAACGGCAGAUCCGCUCCUUUUGCUCCUAGAAACACCACAUCGUUUCUAAUCCGCGCCAAAAAAGCCGGCGGCAUUACAUCUCUAGUAUCACCAUGUCCGGUAACACCUGCUGUUCUACCCACCCCGAUUUUCUCUCCAUCCAGAGAAGUUUUAGUAGACAUGGCGAAAGAAGAGUGGGGUGUUGAUGGGUAUGGAUCAAUGAAAGGGUUAAUCAGACUUAGAUCAAAUGAAGCCGAAGCACCUGAAGAAGAUGAAGAAGAUGAAGGUGGGUCAAGUGAGAGUGACGUUGAAGAACAUGUUGAGGUAGAAAGGAGACUGGAUCAUGACUUGAGCAGGUUCGAAAUGAUUUACCCAAACUACAAUGGCGCUGAUCAUAGUAGUUAUCUUUUGGAAAACAGAGUUGAUGAUCAAGAUACACAUAUAGCUCAACUGGAAGAAGAGAAUCUGAUACUGAAGGAAAGAUUGUUCUUGAUGGAAAGGGAGUUUGAUGAUUUGAGGAUGAGAUUGCAGUGUUUGGAGAGACAAGGAAGGGGAGCAGAAAGACUGAUUGAAGAGGUUGUGGAGAAUGAUUCUGAAAAUGAAAGUGAAAGCAGAGGGUAUGGAAGAUCAAUGGAGGAUAACAAUGAAAGAAGUCAAUGUUCAGAGGAUAAUAACAAUGGAGAUAAUAAUAAUACUGAAUUAAAGCAAUCAGAUAGCAUUGAAAAGGGUGUUCAGACAAUCGAAGAUGUAAAGGAAAACGAUGACAAGAAGAAUGAAGUGUUGGAAGAAAAUGGUAAAGAUGAAGUUGUAAAGGAGGAAGAAAGAGUUGCAGAUAUGGUGUUAUGA
Messenger RNA from Lactuca virosa, 1350 nucleotides. The record is from the annotation of a GenBank genome assembly. Lineage: Eukaryota; Viridiplantae; Streptophyta; Magnoliopsida; Asterales; Asteraceae.